Messenger RNA from Anthonomus grandis grandis, 2292 nucleotides. RefSeq names its product alpha-1,2-mannosyltransferase ALG9. Gene Ontology annotation, biological process: protein N-linked glycosylation. Gene Ontology annotation, molecular function: alpha-1,2-mannosyltransferase activity. Lineage: Eukaryota; Metazoa; Arthropoda; Insecta; Coleoptera; Curculionidae. Bases 251 to 2068 code for a protein of 605 amino acids. The transcript is spliced from 6 exons. Gene Ontology annotation, cellular component: endoplasmic reticulum membrane. The record is from RefSeq and is a predicted model, not a curated record.
UCCAGGUAUAUUUAUUAAGAUCGUGAUUACACCCUUCUCAACGCCCUCCCGAAUCUUCUUCUAUUGGGAACGCUGAUCAGGCAUUUGACGUUUCUAUGUUAUUCUCAGCUGAUUUUGAUUAUUGUUGACAGCACCAAAAUAAAUGCCAACCGGUCGAUAAAUGAUAACUAUAAUAAUAUUUGAUAAGAAGAUAUUAAAACUAAAUUUAUGAUCGCUUGAUAAUGACUCAAGGCACUUCCUAACAAACAAUAUGGUCAAAAGCCAGCCUUCAUUUAGAUUGCGGCAAAAUGCUUCGCAAAACUUACCGCGCAGUUCUAAGAAAGACAUUCCCAAAAAGACUGUAAGAAAUGUGACUGUUAAACCAGAGAAAAAAACCACAACCGAAUUUGUAGUUAAUAACUUGACAUUCCCUAGCGGAGACACUGCUUUUAAAGCUUUAUUGUCUGCUCGGUUUUGUGCGGCUAUUUGGUCUCAUAUCAGCGAUUGUGAUGAGACUUUUAAUUAUUGGGAACCUACACACUAUAUAGUAUUCACCAAAGGCCUUCAAACAUGGGAAUACAGUCCACAAUAUGCCUUAAGAUCCUAUUUGUACUUAAUGAUUCAUGCAAUUCCUGCAUGGAUUUACCAUAAACUAUUACAGCCAAAUCCACUUUUGAUGUUCUAUUUUUCCAGAUGCCUCUUGGGCAUGAUUUGUGCCUUUGCUGAAGUAUUUUUCUACAAAGCAGUAUGUAAAGAGUUUGGGGUGCACAUAGGCAGAAUUUGUCUUGCCUUCCAAUUAUUCUCCCCUGGUAUGUUUAUAGCCAGCACUGCCUAUUUACCCUCCAGUUUUGCCAUGUACAACUUUACUGCUGCCUGUGCUGCUUGGUGGCAACAAAAAUAUGCUUUGGCGAUAUUUUUUACUGCUCUAGGCUCACUUCUAGGAUGGCCAUUUGCUGCUUUACUAGGGGUGCCAAUAGCCUAUGACAUCUUAAUACAAAGAAAAAUGUAUACAUUCUUUUUAACCUGGUGUGGUAUAUCAGCCAUAGUGGUUUUGGGGCCUAUGAUACUAGCAGAUUCACUUAUUUAUGGUAGACUUGUCAUAGCACCAUUAAACAUUGUUAAAUAUAAUGUUCUGGGAGGUGCUGGACCUGAACUUUAUGGCACUGAACCAUUUUCAUUUUAUUUGAUAAAUGGUUUAGUAAAUUUCAAUAUUGUUUGGAUUCUGGCCUUGCUGAGCCCUUUAGCAAUAAUCUUAAACUACCUUUUUGUGCCAUCAAAAAGUAAAAGCACCUUAUAUCUGCCUCAUUGGUUAUCCCUGAGCCCCAUGUUUCUUUGGUUAGCAGUCUUCAUGUUCCAAAAGCACAAAGAGGAAAGAUUUUUGUUUCCUAUUUAUCCAAUGAUUUGCUUGGCAGCAGCCAUUACUUUGGAUGUCUGUCAAAAAUUAAUAUUUCGCAUUUGGAGUCUUGUGAAGAAAAUGCCUCAGGGAACCCACUAUUUGGACAAAACUACUGUUGUUAUGAUGAUGGUUGUCACUAUAUUUUCUGUAUUAGGUAUAUCCAGAAUAGUGGGCCUAUAUAAAUACUAUCAUGCCCCAAUGGACCUAAUGAUGGAAUUAAAUCGUUACCCGGCCGAUUUAAAAGUGCCAGAAAACACCGAAAUAAACGUGUGUUUCGCAAAAGAUUGGCACAGAUUUCCCGGUUCUUUUUUUCUGCCAAACACCAACUGGGACGUCCGGUUUAUCAAGUCAGAAUUUGACGGUAUGCUGCCCGCACCCUAUUCCGACCAUUUAAACGCUACUAAAAUCAUUCAUCCUUAUUUUAACGAUGAAAACAAGGAAGAUUUAAGUUUGUACUUUGAUAUUAGCAAGUGUCACUUUUUAUUGGAUCUAGAUUUGGAUAAAGAAACGGCUUUGGAGCCAAUUUAUGCAAAACGUACUGACGAUUGGAAGGUGAUUAGUAGUUAUAAAUUUCUUAAUGCUGAAAAGUCAAAUAGACUGGCCAGGGCUUUUUACGUACCUUUUGUAAGCGAGAGGUUCGUCAGUUUCGGGAAUUUUUCCUUAUUAAGAUCGCUGAAGCAUAAGAUUAUUUAAGGAUUUAUUGCUUGAACUGACACAUUCUCAGGAAUAUUUUGUAUGUAAUCGAUGUACAUAAUAUUAGUAAGUAAUUUUGGGUCUAAGCUUAAAAAUAGUAAAGUAAGAAAUAAUUUUACAAGCAUUUUUGUGUGAAUUGGGAUACCUGUACGUGUGUGUAAUUUUUUUGUUUUCUAUUGUUGUAAAGUUGUUUUAUUUUAUGAAUAUAAUUGUUUUCAUAUCAA